Molecule: messenger RNA, 1726 nt
Organism: Asparagus officinalis (garden asparagus)
Lineage: Eukaryota; Viridiplantae; Streptophyta; Magnoliopsida; Asparagales; Asparagaceae
Product: histone deacetylase 19-like
Exons: 8
Coding region: 1-1440 (479 amino acids)
Molecular function (GO): histone deacetylase activity
Source: RefSeq, a predicted model, not a curated record
AUGAAUCCUGGGUUGGGUAGAGGGGUAGAUGCCAAACUAGCGAAACGGGCAGCUUUUGCAAAUACCAAUUCUGUGGGCGGCCCGGCCUCCCCACCUCUUCCGGCCCAACCCGCCCCGGCACCGACGACCUCGCCGCUCCACUUCCUACGACUACGUCUCGCUUCCUCCCGGUCCGUGACCCCCGACACGCAGCACGACCACCAGAGGUCCCUCAAGAGGUUCAACGUCUGCGAGGACUGCCCGGUCUUCGACGGGCUGUACGAGUUCUGCCAGACCUACGCGGGGGCCUCGGUCGGGGCGGCGGUGAAGCUGAACAAGGGGACCUACGACAUCGCCAUCAACUGGUCCGGGGGGCUGCACCACGCCAAGAAGUGCGAGGCGUCGGGGUUCUGCUACGUCAACGACAUCGUGCUCGCCAUCCUCGAGCUGCUCAAGAAGCAUGAGCGUGUUCUGUAUAUAGACAUUGAUAUCCACCAUGGCGAUGGUGUGGAAGAAGCCUUCUACACUACUGACAGAGUAAUGACGGUUUCUUUCCAUAAAUUUGGUGACUAUUUUCCCGGAACAGGACAUAUACGCGACAUUGGAUAUGCAAGAGGGAAGCAUUAUGCUGUAAAUGUUCCCUUAGAUGAUGGAAUUGAUGAUGAGAGCUAUCAUUCUUUGUUCAAACCUAUAAUAGCCAAAGUCAUGGAAGUUUUUCAGCCUGGUGCUGUGGUGCUUCAAUGUGGUGCUGACUCCUUGUCUGGCGAUCGGUUAGGUUGCUUUAAUCUUUCUGUCAAAGGCCAUGCUGAGUGUGUGAGGUAUGUGAGAUCUUUCAACGUGCCACUCUUGAUGCUUGGUGGCGGUGGGUAUACAAUUCGCAAUGUUGCUCGAUGUUGGUGCUACGAGACAGGGGUUGCACUUGGUAUUGAACUUGAUAACAAGGUGCCUGAACAUGAAUAUUCAGGAUAUUUUGGUCCAGACUACAACAUUCAUGUUGCUCCAAGUAAUAUGGAAAACAAGAAUUCACAACAUUCAUUGAAUGAUAUAAGAGUACAGGUCCUUGAGAAUCUUUCACAGCUCCAACAUGUUCCUAGUGUCCAAUUUCAAGAAAGGCCACCUGAUACCGAGUUCCCAGAGGCUGAUGAAGAUGAAGAGGAUUUGGACGAAAGAAAUGAUCCUGGUUAUUAUAUGGAAAUGGAUGAUUCUAAUCAUGCCGAUACAACAUGCAAAUCCCUUGACCAUAUUCAGGAUGAGAAAGCCAAUAUGGAUGUGGAACCUGAACUGAUGGGUCAGGGAUCUCCUAAAAAGGUCAAUGAAAUUGUUAAAGGUGUCGAGGCCAUCACAGUGGCAAUGCCUUCUAGCUCGAAGGUGUUCGGUGAGAAUUCAGUCAUUGCAGAUGAGCAGAGCAGCAGAAAGGGACAACAAGAAGAAAUGAACAGAAUAUAUGGCGAAAAGCUUUGACCUUCGAACUCGCUAAAUAAUCGUUCUGUAAAUGGAUAGUUUUGCUGCAACAUGAUGCCCUCCGUAAUUGAAAGGGAUCCUGUUUGUUAUAUUUAUGCAAUCAUUAUCAGUUUGUGCUGAUUUUGCAUUUAACUGAUAAAUGAUGUUCACCCUCAUUAAUAGAUGAUUUUUCCUCUCUUUUUUUUCUUUUUUGCCCAAGGCAUGCAAGAAAAUUUUGGGUGUACCUAGUUUUCUGUAAUAACAAAACUAGUUUAUACAAUGUGCUUGGAUUGUAUAUUGGCUUGUA